UUCGUCUUUUAUCAGAUCAAAAGCAACAAAUCGAAAGAACAAAAUAGUACCCAACAAAAAAAAGGAAAGUCUCAUGAACCAAACCUCUCCGAUCAAACGCCCAAUCUGAAUUCCUCUCAUUUCCGAUGGCCAACGUGUCGGUGGCCGCCGAGUGGCAACUUCUCGGCGACCGUUACUACCGGAAACCGGAACUCUACCACCCGAUGCAGUGGAGGCACAUCGAUCUCAGCCGCAACAAAGUCGCCUGCGCGCCGUUCGGCGGUCCGAUCGCUCUCAUCCGCGACGAUUCCAAGAUCGUCCAGCUCUACUCCGAGUCCGCACUGCGAAAGCUCCGCCUCUUCAACUCCGCCGGCGUUUCUCUUUCCGACGUCGUUUGGAAGAACACCGGCGGUCGCUUGAUCGGCUUGUCGUGGAGCGACGAUCAUACUUUGGUCUGUAUCGUUCAAGACGGCACCGUUUAUCGCUACAACGUUCACGCGGAGCUGAUCGAGCCUAAUCUCUCGAUUCUAGGGCACGAUUACUUCGAGGAGAAUGUGGUAGAGUGCGUGUUUUGGGGAAACGGCGUCGUUUGCAUUACCGAGACUUGUAAGGUUUUCGCUGUGCCGGAUUUCAAGACGAGGACGGUGGUGAGGCUGGCGGAUCCGCCACCCCCGCCGAUUGAGUUGGAAUUGGAACUGGAGCUGCCGCAUUGCGUGGCGGUGAUCGAGCCGCAGUAUACUCUGUCUGGGAAUGUGGAGGUGUUGUUGGCGAUUGGGGAUGGGAUUGUGAUGGUGGAGGAGGAUGAGGUGCAGGCUUUGCCGGUGCCGCCCGGGGACGGGCCGCUUCAGAAGAUGGUUGUUUCCGGUAAUGGGAGGUUUGUCGCGGCGUUUACGCAUGAUGGCCGAUUGGCCGUGUACUCGACUAGGUUCGAGAAGGUGUUUGAGUACCAAUGCGAGUCAGCUCUUCCUCCUGAGCAGCUAGCUUGGUGUGGAUUAGACAGUGUGUUACUUUAUUGGGAUGAUAUGCUUCUGAUGGUGGGUCCUUCUGACGAACCAGUGCGCUACCUAUAUGAUGAACCAGUAGUUCUUGUUCCUGAGUGUGAUGGAGUGAGGAUAUUGACUAAUACAAGUAUGGAAUUUUUACAACUGGUACCUAGUUCCACAGUAUCCAUCUUUAAGAUUGGGAGUACAUCACCUGCAGCUUUACUGUAUGAUGCGUUGGAUCAUUUUGACAGGCGCAGUGCCAAGGCAGAUGAAAAUUUGAGAUUGAUAAGAUCAUCAUUGCCAGAGGCUGUUGAAGCAUGUGUUGACGCUGCUGGUCAUGAAUUUGAUGUUUCUCGUCAAAGGACACUACUAAGAGCUGCAAGCUAUGGUCAGGCCUUUUGCAGCAAUUUUCAACGUGACCGUAUUCAAGAAAUGUGUAAAACUCUGCGAGUCUUAAAUGCUGUGCGCAACCCUGAGAUUGGCAUCCCUCUUAGUAUUCAGCAAUAUAAGUUGCUCACACCGUCCGUUCUGAUUGGUCGUUUGAUUAAUGCACACCAACACCUUCUUGCUCUACGGAUAUCAGAGUACCUUGGAAUGAAUCAAGAGGUGGUUAUAAUGCACUGGGCAUGUUCAAAGAUAACUGCUUCAUUAGCAAUCCCGGAUGCUGCUCUCCUUGAAAUCUUACUGGAUAAGCUGAGAUUAUGCAAAGGAAUAUCCUAUGCAGCAGUUUCUGCUCAUGCAGAUAAGAAUGGCCGCCGGAAAUUAGCUGCUAUGCUUAUUGAACAUGAACCACGUUCUUCCAAACAGGUCCCUCUUCUUUUAAGCAUAGGAGAGGAAGAUACAGCUUUGAUGAAGGCAACUGAAAGUGGCGAUACUGACCUUGUUUAUCUUGUAUUGUUCCAUAUUUGGCAAAAGAAGCAACCAUUGGAGUUUUUUGGAAUGAUACAGGCCAGAAUGCUAGCAAGGGAUUUGUUUAUAACUUAUGCACGGUGCUAUAAGCAUGAAUUCCUGAAGGACUUCUUCCUAUCAAAUGGACAACUCCAAGAGGUGGCUUUUCUUUUAUGGAAAGAGUCAUGGGCAAUAGGAAAGAAUCCCAUGGCAAGCAGAGGAUCUCCUCUCCAUGGUCCACGCAUAAAACUUAUUGAGAAGGCUCAUAGUCUUUUCUCAGAAACAAAGGAACAUACCUUUGAGUCAAAGGCUGCUGAAGAGCAUGCCAAAUUGAUAAGAAUGCAACAUGAGUUGGAGGUGACUACAAAGCAGGCCAUUUUCGUUGAUUCAAGCAUCAGUGAUACAAUCCGCACUUGUAUUGUAUUGGGAAAUCAUCGAGCCGCAAUGAAAGUGAAAACAGAAUUCAAGGUUUCUGAGAAGAGAUGGUAUUGGCUUAAGGUUUUUGCUUUGGCUACAAUCCGAGAUUGGGAUGUCCUGGAAAAGUUUUCGAAGGAGAAGAGACCGCCAAUUGGUUACAGGCCAUUUGUUGAGGCAUGCAUUGAAGCAGAUGAAAAAGGAGAAGCUCUAAAAUAUAUCCCAAAACUUUCUGAUCCUCGAGAAAGAGCUGAGUCUUAUGCUCGGAUUGGAAUGGCCAAGGAAGCUGCUGAUGCUGCUUCUCAGGCAAAAGAUGGUGAAUUGCUUGGUAGAUUAAAAUUGACCUUUGCACAAAAUGCAGCAGCUUCAUCAAUUUUCGAUACUCUUAGAGAUAGACUGUCCUUCCAAGGUGUUUCAUAGUAUUCUGACUCCAAUUUUUGUGUUUCACUCUCAUUAUUUUCCUUUCAAGCUUCUUUUCUGUGUGCAAUGUGUGCAUAUUGUUCCCAUUAAGUUGUGUAUAUUGCUGGAUGAAUGUAAAGGCACAAUAGUUUGACAGUCACAACUGGAGUUUUUGUAAUUGGUGAAGUGCUGCCCCACUAUUCUGAUUAGGAUGUUUUCUAAUUUAUCCAUACUACUUUGUUUGGUCCUGUAUUUUAUCUCGGUAAUUGCAGAAUAUUAUCAAAAAGACAUUGCAGAAACUUAAUUUGCUGUGUAAAUGUUUUCUUGGAUUAAUGAAUAUUGAUGGUGUAAGGCAUUGAAAACA
Messenger RNA from Quercus robur (English oak), 3027 nucleotides. RefSeq names its product protein VACUOLELESS1. Gene Ontology annotation, cellular component: HOPS complex; lysosomal membrane; cytoplasm. Bases 126 to 2684 code for a protein of 852 amino acids. Gene Ontology annotation, molecular function: actin binding. The transcript has 15 exons. The record is from RefSeq and is a predicted model, not a curated record. Gene Ontology annotation, biological process: intracellular protein transport; vacuole fusion, non-autophagic; endosomal transport. NCBI's taxonomy places the organism in Eukaryota, Viridiplantae, Streptophyta, Magnoliopsida, Fagales, Fagaceae.